Anopheles coustani is the source of this 705-nucleotide messenger RNA. RefSeq names its product mitochondrial import inner membrane translocase subunit Tim10 (gene Tim10). NCBI's taxonomy places the organism in Eukaryota, Metazoa, Arthropoda, Insecta, Diptera, Culicidae. The transcript is spliced from 2 exons. Gene Ontology annotation, biological process: protein insertion into mitochondrial inner membrane. Gene Ontology annotation, cellular component: mitochondrial inner membrane. Bases 140 to 418 code for a protein of 92 amino acids. The record is from RefSeq and is a predicted model, not a curated record.
UGGAAAAAAAAAAGUACAAAUUUGACAAAAAUCUGUUCAUUGGCAUUGAAACAGCUUUAAAAAACAAAACAGCAAUCCUCUAAUCGUCGAGAAUCUUCGUGUUGCAUCCAGGUCGUGAAAACUCCAUCAAACCAUCAAAAUGAGCAUGCCCGAGCUGAAUGCGGCCCAACAGGCCAAGUUGCAACUAAUGCAGGAGAUGGAAAUCGAAAUGAUGUCCGACUUGUACAGUCGCAUGACGCAAGCUUGUCACAAAAAAUGCAUCCCCCCGAAGUACGCCGAUUCAGAGCUGGGCAAAGGAGAGUCCGUCUGCAUCGACCGGUGUGUGGCAAAGUAUCUGGAGGUGCACGAACGAAUUGGCAAAAAGUUAACCGCCAUGUCAGCACAAGACGAGGACCUGAAGAAAAAGAUGGGCGUGUGAAAACGUUUAGGAAACUACCACAUAUUGUAGAUGUAAUUUCUCGUACAUACAGCUUGUUUCAUUUCCCAUCCUCGUUUGUUAAUUGUUUAGUAUGCGUGUAAUAACAUGACCAGAGCAUGGCAUUGCACUUAUUCACAAUCCCACCAUGAUCCACAGUUCAUCCUCUCCUGGGACCCGAAUUGGCCGAAUUUGUCAGCAUAGAUUACAUUGCAUAUGCUACGGAACACGCUGAAGACACAAAGGAAUCUCCCGAUUGGAAGAAUAAACGACACGGUGGAGGAUUGAAG